AAUCACUUCCCCAACCUCAGAUUCGUCGUUACCUCCGCUCGUUCCCGCCAGUACACCGAUGCCCCGAACCCCGACUCCAAGCUCGACUUCCCUGGCAACGAUGUGCUUCGGGAGCUCGAGUCUUCGAAACCCGUCAACCCAAUUCCCCGAUUCGCUCCGGGGAUGGACAAUAACUUCCAUCGGACGGAGCCCUCUAAGUCGACGGCGGCGGCUCAGAUUUCGCAUCCGUGGCCCGAGUGGGUGGAUUUGAUGGUGCUUCUGUCGAAGGGAGGUUACUUUGAUGCGGAGGGCAACCCGUUCCAGAAUGUGGAGUUGGGUCCGAAAGAAUCGAAUCUCAUUAGAACCGCAUGCCUGAAUUUCGCCCGCGACAGAUACGACGUUAUGAGGUAUUUGUCAAAGAAACAUAUUCAGGUCAUAGCAGAGGGUGGAUGCCCCAGCACAGACAGAAAAGUGGUGAACUCUGGUAAGCGCUUGAGGGCGCAUGUGGGCAUCGAUGAGGGAAAUGUUUGCAGCUCCUGCAAUUUGAGGGGAAACUGUGAGAGAGCAUUUGUGAAGGCGCGUGAAGAUGAAGGAGGGCGCACAGUUGAUGUUAUGCGAAUCUUGUUGACAUAUGGACUUGACCCCGUAAGCGAUACUGUGGAGAAUAAACCAUGUCUGACUAGAACAGUUAAGGAAUCAGUAAGAGCACUGCUAAAGCAAAUGGCAGAGUAUGGCACCGAUGUACUUGGCUCUGAUUCGUUGAAAUCCACACCAGCUAGUGAUUUAUCCUCGCAUUCAAGUUCGGAAGAGAAAGGCUACAAAGAUGUUCCAAUGAAACAAGGAGAUUGGCAUUGCCCCAAGUGCAACUUCUUAAACUUUGCUAAGAACAGCAAAUGCUUGCAAUGCGAUACCUUUUCUCAGGAAAGAUUGAAUCAACUGCCGGAAGACCAAGAUCAUCUUCCGCUAAAGAAAGGAGACUGGAUAUGUGACAGAUGCAAUUUCUUAAAUUUUGCAAAGAAUACUAGAUGUUUGCAGUGCAAAGAGAAACCCCUGGAAAGGCUACUCAAUCCUGGGGAGUGGGAAUGUGAAUCGUGCAAUUACAUCAACUUUAGAAGGAAUAUGGUAUGCUUGAAGUGUGAUUAUAGAAGGCCUAAAGCAUCAAAUUCAAAGGGCUUGUCUCAACGAGAUUAUGAUGUUGGAAAUCACAAUCAAGGUCAUGGAGCCGUUGAAGAUAGAAAUGUUGGAAAUUAAUCCAGAGAAGACACACUAUUUGUUGUAGUCAGAACAUCAAUGUAAAGAAGAUGAUAACAAUUUUAUAAUAUCCUUCCUUUUACCAA
Messenger RNA from Eucalyptus grandis, 1316 nucleotides. RefSeq names its product zinc finger protein VAR3, chloroplastic-like. Lineage: Eukaryota; Viridiplantae; Streptophyta; Magnoliopsida; Myrtales; Myrtaceae. Bases 163 to 1230 code for a protein of 355 amino acids. Gene Ontology annotation, cellular component: cytoplasm. The record is from RefSeq and is a predicted model, not a curated record. The transcript is spliced from 6 exons. Gene Ontology annotation, molecular function: mRNA binding.